Molecule: messenger RNA, 2147 nt
Organism: Salvia miltiorrhiza (redroot sage)
Lineage: Eukaryota; Viridiplantae; Streptophyta; Magnoliopsida; Lamiales; Lamiaceae
Product: probable beta-1,3-galactosyltransferase 2
Exons: 11
Coding region: 535-1752 (405 amino acids)
Cellular component (GO): Golgi membrane
Molecular function (GO): hexosyltransferase activity
Source: RefSeq, a predicted model, not a curated record
CAACUAACUGUAGUUGGAAGUAGGUUAUUGAUGUUAUGAUUUUGUAAUAAAUAGUUGAACUUGGGAGUUGAGACUUACAAGUCCAAACAACUUAUAAAAUUAAAAAAUGACAAAAUGAAGAAAGAAAACACAAAAAAUAAACAGAGAAAGAAAAAGUGAAAUGUAGACUUGCAGUACUCCCCUCAAAUUCACUGCUUCACAACUCCAACAUCUCUCUUUCCUCUUCCUUUUUUCCAUUUCAAUUCCCUCUCUCGUUGAAACUCACCACUCAAAUUCAACAACCCUUUUCUUAAAUACUACUAGUACUAUAUUAUAAAUAUCACUACAUUUCUUGGAAUUUUUUUGGCUUGAAAAAGCUUAUGGUUUUCUGAUCCCUCCACGCCGGUUCGACAAAGAGAGCGUUGACAUUGCUAAAUUCUCUUCGUAAUUUUGGAUUUCUGCCAAGUGAAAAUAUUGAGCUAGCUGGGUUCUUAGGAUUGGAGAUGAAUCUGUGCUUCGAUUAAGUAAAUUAGGAUUAAUUGGAAAAUAAACAAAAUGUCUCUCAAGAGCAGAGGGAGCGAGUCAUCUUCGAAGAAAGGCGUUUCAAGAAAGCUCACACUUUUUCUCUGCAUUGGAUGCUUUUGUGCUGGGAUGCUCUUCACCGACAGAAUGUCGGCAGUGCCAGAAGCUGAAGACUUAUCUCAGUCUACUGGGGUUCCGGAUGAAAAGCCUAGCUUAGUUUCAGAUGGUUGUGAUACAAAAGUUAAGGAUGGAAAAAGCGAGUCCAGGGAUUUUUUUGCGAAAGUUUCUAAGACACCUCAUGAUACAGAGGCUCUGGAUAGAACAAUUUCGGAUUUGGAGAUGGAGUUAGCUGCCACGAGGACCCUCCAGGAUUCCUUACUCGGCAGUUCUCCCUUAUCUCAAGAGCUGAAGAAUCCCGGGUUAGCCAAAAAGAGAAAAUACUUUAUGGUAGUUGGCAUUAACACUGCUUUUAGCAGUCGAAGAAGAAGAGAUUCAUUGCGCGCUACAUGGAUGCUACAAGGUGAUAAACGCAGAAAGCUUGAGGAAGAAAAGGGCAUUGUCAUCCGAUUUGUGAUUGGUCACAGUGCAACAUCAGGUGGUAUUCUUGAUAGAGCCAUUGAAGCCGAAGAUAAGAAACAUGGAGAUUUUCUGAGACUGGAACAUGUAGAGGGCUACCUUGAACUAUCAGCCAAGACAAAGACCUAUUUUAUCACUGCUCUCACGCUUUGGGAUGCCGACUUUUACGUGAAAGUUGAUGAUGAUGUACAUGUAAACAUAGCAACACUUGGAGCAACUCUUGCCAGGCAUCGUUCGAAACCAAGGGUUUAUAUCGGAUGCAUGAAAUCUGGGCCUGUCCUCGCUCAAAAGGGAGCAAGAUAUUAUGAACCUGAAUAUUGGAAAUUUGGUGAGCAAGGAAACAAGUAUUUCCGUCACGCGACAGGGCAAUUAUAUGCUAUUUCAAGGGAUUUAGCAACUUAUAUAUCAACAAACAGGCAUGUAUUGCACAAGUACACAAAUGAAGAUGUCUCGUUAGGAUCUUGGUUCAUUGGAUUGGAUGUGGAGCACAUUGAUGACCGACGAUUAUGUUGUGGAACACCACCUGAUUGCGAGUGGAAGGCCCAGGCUGGCAACAUCUGUGUUGCUUCAUUUGACUGGAGCUGCAGUGGAAUUUGCAAUUCUGCUGAUAGGAUUAAGGAGGUCCACCGAAGAUGUGGAGAAGGCGAGACUGCUCUGUGGGAUGCCGUUUUCUGAUGUGUAGUCGUCAUCUGGAAUCACUGAGCUGCACGUGACAGAGAAUCCAAGGUUGAGAAUCAUCAACGGAAUGCAGCUUUGGCAAUGUCAUGAUGCACCGUGUUUAUCCUAUCCCAGGACAACGGGCCGAGGUACUCGAGGUCUGAUCUGUGUCAAUACAGCAAGUUUGAUGUCUUACAUUCUCACUAUGUACAUGCAAUAUAUAUAGAGAGAGAUGCUGCAAUAGACGUCGUGUUCCCAUUUUAGGUAAGGAGAUGGAUCAUUGUAGCAACACAGUAGAGUUAGAAGCAAAGCUUAAGUGUUGAUGGGAUUUUUGAGCCACUACAUACAACUUUCAUGAUAAGUGUGUAACUAUUUUGCAUUCUAACACUUUAACCUGCAUUUCUUCAUCAUCA